Molecule: messenger RNA, 4885 nt
Organism: Cydia strobilella
Lineage: Eukaryota; Metazoa; Arthropoda; Insecta; Lepidoptera; Tortricidae
Product: transmembrane protein 50A-like
Exons: 4
Coding region: 72-545 (157 amino acids)
Biological process (GO): protein targeting to vacuole; late endosome to vacuole transport via multivesicular body sorting pathway
Source: RefSeq, a predicted model, not a curated record
GUCAUAAUUUAUUUACUAAUUCCUGUUGCCAUUAUAUUUCCAAAUUAAAAGGACGAAAACAACAAAUAAUCAUGAACUGCUUCGAGAACGUGACUGUGCCGAAUUGCGUGUGGUUUGAAGGAGGAGAAAGGCGUAAUAUUUUUGCGUCGAUUGUUGCAGGUUUUCUGUUCUUUACAGGAUGGUGGUUUAUAAUUGACUCGGCAUCUAAGUACCCCAGUGAUCUACCGAAUGCAGCACAUGUCUGCGGAGUGAUGGCUACCAUAUCUUUGGUUAUGAUUAACUCUGUUUCAAAUGCACAAGUGCGAGGAGAGACAUACACCGGGGGCUGUAUGGGCCCGCGCGGUGCGAGGCUCUGGCUCUUCAUGGGCUUCGUCGUGGGCUUCGCGUCUCUCAUUGCCGCCUGCUGGAUACUGUUUGCCAAUUAUGUUAACACUGAUGCGACCAAAAACACCUGGGCCGGGGUGAGCCUGUUCCUCCAGAACGCGUUCAUCUUCGCUGGCUCGCUGGUCUUCAAGUUCGGCCGCGCCGAGGACCUGUGGGGCUAAACCUAGCAAGUAACCUUGAUAUCUCAUUUAAGUCCGCUAAUAAGUAUGUGUAGAAUAUGAAUAAGUACCGUAAAAUGGGGUGACCCGCAAUGACUUAGAACAGUUUUCAAAGAUAUGUAAAUAGUACAUUAUUGUCGAGGCUCGGAAGUAGCUACUUGCUGGCUGAGGAUUCGUUUUAAACGGACGACCUUGGGAGUCCGUUUAAUUGAAUCCGAAGCCAGCAAGUAGCCUUCCAGCCGAGUCAUAUAUAGUGCUUUUCUCAAAAAUGGCGCAAUAAAUACAAAUAUAAUAGAAAUAUUUUACAGAAGCAACGUUCUUAUGUAUAUAUUUUUACAGAAAAAAGUGAAAUGAUUUGCUUUGCCGCCCUUUUAUUUUUUUAAUUAAAAAUAGAAGUGUAUUUUUCUGCUAAAAAUAAUGAAAUAGGUUGCUAUUUGAGACACCUAAAUAGUCGCGGUACCAACAUUAUAAUAAUAAGUACUGAUCAUCUGUUUGGCUGUUUCAUGGACCUAUGACUUCAUUUGAUAUGGCCACUUCAACUUUUAAAAAGUUUGGAACUCGACAAAUAAUGGAAUUUGUAUGCAACAUUGCAGUCCCGAAAUCGAGACUGCAAUGUUUUCAACUUUUUAAUUUUUUGACUGACCAUAAACUACGCACUUCGCGACCUAUUUUUGAACCGGCAACGUCGACUUUGCCGUCCAUUUUUGAGAAAAAUACCUUUAUAUUAUCGACUAUUUUGUAUCCCAAAUUAAUAUUUGUAGCAAUUUAUAUAUAAAAAAAAACAUCUAAACAUCAUCUAUCUAUCUAUUCUUUAGCAUCAUCAUCAUCAUCAUCAUCAUAACUUAAGAGCCUGGCUCUUGUCGGUGGAGUAACCGCCACUCCGUUCUUCUUUCUGCCGCUGUUUUGAGCUCCUGAUACGUCACUAAGUUGAUUUUCUUUUUGGCUUGGUCCAAAAACGCACAUUCAUUGCAUUCUUUAGCAAUAGGGGAUAUUACUGCAAUGUUGCAACCUUAACGCGAAUCCGAAAAUUCGCUAUCUGCCUCUCUUUAUCCCUCGAAUAUGCAAGAAUAACAGAGAUGUUAGAUUAAGAAAUUUUCUUGGUAUAGACCCCUCAGAUUGUGGUAGUGGCGCCCUGGCGCCCCUACGCAGAGUUUCGCGUAAUAUUAUCUAUUACCGGCGACACGCUCGUAUCACCUCUGGCUGGAGUGGCAUGCGUCUAAUAGGCUAGUGUCGUAUGCCAUGCUUUUCACUACUGUCGUUACAAAAACAUGAAAGGAUCAAGCUAAGGGACUAAAUGUAUUUACAACUUUUUUAAACUCUGUCAGGUCACCCUAUUCUAUGCUACAAAGUUACGGUCAUGUUGGCUUUAUAUUGGCAUUUACUAAUAGCGAAUUGCCUGAAGGCAUAGAAAUGUGCAAGUCUUGACUUUUAGAAAAUUUAAUCUAUUUGUGUUUUAAUAUUCAGUCUGGUUUGAAAGACCCUAUAGUAAUCUCUUGCAUUUACUGCUAACUUAACAAAAAAGGUCACAAAUCACAAACUAUGUACAUAUUGCAAUCAAAUUAUUAUUCGUGUUUUUAAUAAUAAUAAAAAAUAUACAACUUUUCAAAAUCCGAUAUAGUUGUGUUUAACUAUUAAUUGGUUACAAAUGAAUGUUAAAAUUCCCAAACAAGUUUCUAGUCGAAUCAAAUACAAGUGAGUAGGUAAAUAAGAUUCAAGAUACUUUCAUAAUGGAUUAAACCGAAUUUAAUAAUUAUUCGGUUUUAACAUGUCUAAAUAACUUUUGUGAUUAGUUAAUAAUCACCACAUAGUAUAAAAUAAAGUCGCUUCCUGCUGUCUGUCUGUCCCUAUACUCCCUAUGUAUGCUUAGAUCUUUAAAACUACGCAACGGAUUUUGAUGCGGUUUUUAUAGAUAGAGUGAUUCAAGAGGAAGGUUUAUAUGUAUAAUACCGCAUUGCACCCGUGCGAAGCCGGGGCGGGUCGCUAGUGUAAUAUAAUAUGUAAAGCCGUGGCCUGAUAUGAUGAUCAUGAUACGAUACAUGAUAUGAUGAAUACGGUACCUUCAAGAUUUUUUUCACAUUCUGCCUACUAGGUACUACUAAGUAUGUUUUAAAUGGGAAAAACAUUUUGUUCCUCAUUAUCAAGCCAAGGCUGUACGUAAGGCAGUUAUAGUGAAUUUUUUAUACGUUCCUACGUAACGUACGUACCUACUUACGUUGCUUCCUAGCAAGUAGUUAUUGAUGGAUGACUUCUACCGUAGAAUAUAUGUAAACACUAAGAAAAAACCGAGCUUUCGAGUUUGACACUUGAAGUAGAUUACGCUGUACGGAGUCAUAAUGAUAUCAAGGUAGUAUCACUUCUCUCUCCUAGCUCUUGUUAAAAUGCCAUUUGUCAAAAAAGGACAACCAUACUGUUGACAUGAUGAACUUCGAAUCAAGUCGUCGCCGUUUUGGUGGUUACAAGGCUGUGUAUGUGUGCGUUUUUAGGGAUGUGAGAAAUCGAUUUUAAUCAUGUUCUAUAUCGAUAAGCAUAAGCCCUAUACAGCGGAACGGAAUAGCGAUUAAUGAAGCUUCGAUAUCUUCGCUAAAAAUAAACAUAAUUGAAAUGCUAAUGGAUAAUGAAUAUAUUAUAAUAUAAUAAAAUAAUUCAAUUAUUCCGGAAUACAUAUUUUAGUAGGUAUUUAUGUAUUGUAAUUAAAAAACUGAACUUUCCCUUCGUUCCCUGCUGUGUCGUGAGUCGUGACUAUGAAAGCGUGACCUGAUAACCACAAUAAAGAAUAAAAGCGUUUUUGUUCAUUUUAGGUAUAGUUGAACCUUUCUAGUAAAUGAAAUAAAACUAUGAAAACGGAUUAUAUCGCGUAUAUUGAAUUUAUAAUACAUCCCGACGUUUCGAACUCUUUACAGCGUUCGUGGUCAACGGGUGACUGAGGAAAAAUUACAAAAUGCAAAAAUACCCACAUACUAAAAUAAUGAACAAUCAUAGACUACAAACUUUAAGGCUGGUUGUACAUGCAAAAUCGGUUCAUAAGGCUAGUUAUACACUAUAAUUAUUUUUCAAGUAAAGAUAUAUAUAUAUACGCGAUAAAAAACUAUGCCGGCUCCAACCCUACACCACUUUCUAGUAAAAUUCAGUUGCAAGAUAUGUCGAUAGUUUAUCGAUAUGACUUUAUCGACAUGGCCACAACAAGGUGGUUACACAUUAUUAAACGUACAUAAAAACAAAGUGGCGACGGUGACAGUUUGCUUAGACUCCAUCUUUAGGAAUAUUAUAUGCAUUAUAUCUAUGAGUCAUAUAAUAUGAUUUGUGGUGACUGAGUUGUCAAACAUCAGCUUUCAAAUUCGAAGCACGAUUUGUUUUUAGACAUCAAUAUUCUACAAUCAAUAACUCUUUGAUAGGAAGAAACUUUUUCUUUGUCAACAUGAUUUAAUGACUAACAAACAUACGUUCUUAAUCUUUCAGUUUAUAUAAUUAAAGACUUAACUGUCUACAGAUAAUCUUACCUAUUUUGUUUUAAGAAUCCCAGGCAAGCUCGGCCGAAUUUCACCAUCCCAUACAAACAGAGUUUCGUUCUCAUUUUAAAACUACGUGUUGGAUUGCAAUUGUAACUUUACACAUACAAUAACAUGAGGUAUAUCUAGGUCAGUGGGCCGAGCAUAUGAUUGACGCGACAGUAUCUCGCCACGAGAUAGACUAUAUACCCGUCUUUUACUAACUGUAUGAAUUAAAGGGGGACGGGUAGUCUGUCGCGCCGAGAUACUCUCGUGCCAAUCAAUCAUAUGCUAGACCGGCUGUAAUUAGUUUAUAUAGCUCCAGUUUAUAAAACAAACGAAAUAACUACGGUAUCUGAAGCUACAUAAACUAAUUACAGACAUAUAUAUACCUUAUCCUAUUGUAAGUACAAAGUUUCAGAGCAAACUAGCUACUAGUUUUAAAAUGAGAGUGUAACUACGUUUGUAUGGAGAACCGAGCUUGCCGGGGACCCUUAAGUCAAACUCCUGGAGAGUCUAAAAUUAGUUUUACGUUACGAUAUGACCAAAUGUGGAUAUGAAACGUUUGCUAAGCAUGCUGCCGUACUAAGCUUAAGAUCAGUAACUCAUUUUGAAAUGUCAUUCAUUUGUAUACCUUGUACGAUAUGUUCUACAAUAAUUCAAAGAGAUUUCAAAAUGAGUUAUUAUGCUUAGUGCGGCAGCAAGUAACUUCGCUGUUUCCCUAAUUGUAUAGUAUAGACCAAGAAGAUUAAAGACAUACUUACUGCAUAACAAAAAUGGAGUCGGAAGUUGCACGCCAAUGAUUGAUGUUUUCUCUGCAGAGUGAUUCUAUUGAAAUUAAAUUUAAUUAGGCAAUAA